Molecule: messenger RNA, 786 nt
Organism: Chaetura pelagica (chimney swift)
Lineage: Eukaryota; Metazoa; Chordata; Aves; Apodiformes; Apodidae
Gene: HOXA1
Product: homeobox A1
Exons: 2
Biological process (GO): regulation of transcription by RNA polymerase II
Cellular component (GO): nucleus
Molecular function (GO): DNA-binding transcription factor activity, RNA polymerase II-specific; RNA polymerase II cis-regulatory region sequence-specific DNA binding
Source: RefSeq, a predicted model, not a curated record
CAUCACCCCCCGGCCCAGACCGCUGCUUAUCAGCACCACAGCGGCCUGGGGGUGUCCUACGCGCACCCCGGCUGCGGCCCGACUUACGGCGCGCAGGGCUUCGGACCGGCGUACGGCCCCUACCCCCUCGGGCAGGACGCGGAGCUGGGAGGCAGUUUCCCACCCUGCACCCCCGCCGUGUACUCGGGGAGCAUCUCCUCGUCCGCAGCCGCGCAGCACCCUCACCAGGGCUACGCGGGGGGGCCCACUCAGUACGUGCCUCCCCCCUACGGGCAGGAGCAGCAGAGUCUGCCCCUGGGCACCUACAACCAUGCCCUGUCUCCCCUCCACGCCGGCCAUCGAGAAAAUGCCCGCUCCCCCUCCGCCGAGACCUCACCACCGGCGCAAACCUUCGACUGGAUGAAAGUGAAAAGAAACCCACCCAAAACAGGCAAGGCUGGUGAGUACGGCUUCGUGGGGCAGCCCAACACCGUCAGAACUAACUUCACCACCAAGCAGCUCACCGAGCUGGAGAAGGAAUUUCAUUUCAACAAGUACCUGACCAGGGCCAGGCGAGUGGAAAUCGCCGCCUCCCUCCAGCUCAACGAGACGCAGGUGAAGAUCUGGUUCCAGAACCGUCGGAUGAAGCAAAAGAAACGGGAGAAAGAGGGGCUGCUGCCCAUCUCCCCCGCCACCCCCACGGGCUGCGAGGAGAAGACGGAGGACUCCUCGGAGAAGUCCUGCUCGUCCCCCUGCAGCGCCUCGCCCGCCUCCUCUGCCUCGGACACGCUGACUGCCACCAACUGA